Messenger RNA from Pyricularia pennisetigena, 1218 nucleotides. RefSeq lists its product as uncharacterized. Lineage: Eukaryota; Fungi; Ascomycota; Sordariomycetes; Magnaporthales; Pyriculariaceae. The coding region runs from base 1 to 1218 and encodes 405 amino acids. The transcript has 3 exons. The record is from RefSeq and is a predicted model, not a curated record. Gene Ontology annotation, molecular function: hydrolase activity.
AUGAUCCUCGGUCCCAUAUCCAUUUUGGACUGCGCAGUCUUCUGCCUUCUGCUCGCGCCCCAACUCAUACUACAGGCUGGCCUGUUCGACACGGUCGCUUGCGUACUAAACUGCCUCCCAUUCCUACUUCUGCAGCUGCCUUACGAAUUCAUUCGUGACCAGGCGUUCGCCAAGAGCGCCCAUGUGUCUCCCUUCACGCGCCAGGCCCCGCUGUUUGAGGAUUUCGUCAACCGCUGCGUCCGCUUCGCCUUUGCGAACAUUCCCGCGCACAUUGGUCGAGUUUUUCUGAGCAAGGAAGUUUCGUUGCCCUUCCUGAGAUACCGCAUGCUCCGUCAUGGGUAUCUCCGACCGCCGGUACAUUGGCGCGAGCACAGAGGGAGGGGCUUCCACGGAAUAUGGAUUGCUGCAGACCCGAACAAGCGUCCAGACGUGGUUGUAUACUACAUGCACGGUGGUGGAUUUUCAAUGGGCUCGGGACACUUUUACCUCGAAUUCCUGGUGGUAUGGCACUCGCUGCUGCGGGAGUCUGGCUUCCAGAAUCCAUCAAUUUUCAUCCUCGAAUACACACUAGUUCCCAAGGCUUGUUAUCCGACGCAGCUGGAAGAAGCGAUCCACGGAUACGAACACGCAGUGUCCAUGGCAGGACAAGCUUCCAAUGUGGUCGUGGCGGGAGAUUCCGCGGGCGGAAACUUGUCCCUCAGCCUCAUGCUUCAUAUUGGUCGUCACGAUGCGUCGGAAAACACCGAAAUCCCAAACCAAACGGCCCGACCCCAAAAGCCCGGCAUGGCCGUUCUGAUAAGCCCAUGGGUGACACUGAUCACGGACGAAAACAAGAACACAAGCAGUGACUACCUCAACGCUGAGGCCUUGAAGAUGUAUGGGCUUCAGUACGUUGGGGAUGCCAACAGGCACGAUCCGCUCGUGUCGCCUGGGUGUUGCCAAGAUGCAAACUGGUGGCGACGGGCAAGCCCCUCAAAAGAGUUGUUUCUCAUUUAUGGAGAGGAGGAGAUCUUCGCCCCCGAGGCACGGAGAUUCAAAAAGAUGCUGCAGGAUUUUGGCAUCAAUGCAAGAAGCCACAAGGAGCCUUCAGCCGUUCAUGCCUGGCCGGUGGUGUCAAUCUACCUUUCCGGCGACCAAAAGAAGAGGCUAAAAGGUCUCAGGCUCAUUGUUGACGAAAUCCGGGGACGGAUGUCGCAGGACAACAUUGUGAAAAUAUGA